Messenger RNA from Ornithodoros turicata, 2430 nucleotides. RefSeq lists its product as uncharacterized. The transcript is spliced from 5 exons. NCBI's taxonomy places the organism in Eukaryota, Metazoa, Arthropoda, Arachnida, Ixodida, Argasidae. Bases 55 to 2430 code for a protein of 791 amino acids. The record is from RefSeq and is a predicted model, not a curated record.
CCCGUUUCUAGUGUGCGAUGAAUCUUCCCUGUUUUGUCAUGCCAUUAUUUUAGGAUGCUUUCAUUGACUGUCUGUGUGUGUAUUCUUGUGCUUGGCUCCGAGGUUUCCCUCGAACGUCGAUCGUGCGAACACACAACAACAAACCAAAGUGAAUCGAAAGUACUCGGUGUCAUGUCGCGAAAGGGAUAUAAAAGACACUUCUGGGACUCAGCAGAGUCGGUUCCACGCUCCACAUCUUAUGCCUACAAGAGGAAACUUCAAGAUCAAGCCACAAAGCCAGUAGGGAGCAGUGGUCAUGUAUUGGCAAACGUUCCCGCCGAGGAAGGACCUGCUGCUACUGCCGGUCCCUCACGCAUGACAUAUGAGACGUUUGCAUCGCCGGAGACCGUGGAAGUUACCGGCCAGGUUGAUAUGCCAACGUGCGCUGAGAGCAGCACCGAAUAUGCCUCAGCGGAUGAAGCAGAAGAUGACUGUUCUCCAGUGCGUGAGUCAGAGUCAGAGUCUGACACAGACGAAUCUGAAGACGAUGACAGUGACCUGCGUGUGCAGCAACCAGACGAGCUGGAUGAACCACUAUAUCAAGGCUGCCGACUGUCUCUAGCUGAAAGUCUUCUGCUGGUGAUGGGAUUCAUCCUACGGCACAAGGUGACAAAAGAGGCUGCGCAGAGUCUUGCCAUGAUAGUACAAGCACACUUACCUGCCGGAACAAGCUACCCAGCUACCAAGUACUUGUUCAAAAAAUAUUUUGAUACAUGUGCAAAGCCACCGGACCAUCAUUUCUAUUGCUACUGUGGAGCGUACCUUACUGACAAGUCGGGUAAUUGUGUAUGCAGUGAGUGUAGCCGAUCCCUGGACACUAAAGAACUUCUGAACAAAGGACAAUACUUCCUGUCAUUUGAUUUGGAGAGUCAGCUUACAGAAAUGCUCAAGAAAUUUGAGGCAUCUCUUCUGAAGCCUUCGCCAAGCAUUAACAUGACAGACAUCCACCAAAGCCCAGCAUACAACAGCCUACCAGUUGGAAAAAAUGAUGUCUCUCUCACUUUCAAUACUGAUGGUGUACAACUUUUUGAGUCCUCACAAUUCUCCAUCUGGCCAAUCACAGUGCAGGUCAAUGAACUACCAUUUAAAGAGAGGCUCCUGCACCCCGCUGUCGCAGGCUUGUGGUUUGGAAAGACAAAGCCCAACUUCAAAGCGUUCUUCCACCCUUUUGUGAAGACCAUGAACAGGCUAUCAACACAAGGAUUUAAGUGGUCAAAUGCAGAAGGAGAAGUUACCACCAAGGUAUUUCCAGGCCCGUGCACUGUGGACAGUGUGGCAAGAGCCCCCCUGGUAAAUAUGCACCAAUUUAAUGGGAGGUUUGGGUGCCUUUGGUGCUUUCAUGAAGGGGAAGUUAUUGCUAAAGGAAGAGGACACACAAGAGUGUACCCCAUAACUGAUCGUGAACACGCCAUUCGCACUUCUGCUUCCGUCUACAAGGAUGCAACAAAGGCAAGGCAGAGAAAUGAACCUACUCGUGGAAUCCUCGGUCCCAGUGUUUUGUUCCUGCUCUCAUAUUUUGACAUUUGUAAAGGUGUCGUCGUCGACUACAUGCACACUGUGUGUCUUGGUGUAGUCAAGGCAACAACAGUCAUGUGGCUUACUAAUGCAUCUCAGCCUUACUAUUUGAAGCCCAAGCUUGGUGAAGUGAAUCAACGCAUUCUAAAUAUCAAGACUGUUGCUGAAAUCAGUCGUCUCCCGCGCAAAGUAACUGACUACAACAUCUGGAAGGCAUCUGAAUGGCGUGCUUGGCUGCUCUUUUAUUCUGUUCCUGUCCUCACAGACUUGCUCCCCAAAAAGUACUUAAAAAACUGGAAAAAGCUAGUUAUGAUUAUGCAUAAACUGCUGUCCUUCAAUGUAAAUCUUGAAGAGCUUGACAGUAUCCAAGCUGAAGUCCUCUCAUUUGCACGCCGGUACCAAGCGCUCUAUGGCACAGCAAGCAUGACAUACAACAUGCACUUAGUAACACAUUUAGUGCUGUGUGUCAAGAACUGGGGGCCUCUCUGGGCAUAUUCGAAUUUUCCUUUUGAACAUUUCAAUGGUGUCUUAACAAGGAUGUGUCAUGGAACACGACAUAUUGAGUCACAAAUCGCGUACGGCUUGAGCAUAUGGAAUGGUCUGCCUGCAUUGUGUCGUGACAGAUCAGUAUUUAGAGUUUGUACAGAGGCACGUAAGCUGUGGCAGUCCUUUAUUGUUGCAAGCAGUUUGCAAAUUGUGUCGUGUAGCAACGAGCAUAUCAGAUUCACAGGCAAAGUGGCAUACUUCAUCUUCUACGUUGUUUCCUGUCAGAAUGCGCGGAGCUGUGAAGACGGAGGCUAUGCAGCUAAUAUUACUGUGCAUUGCCAGAAACGUUUGCCGCUGGUGAAUUCUUUGAACGCCGACAUACUCACCUGA